Messenger RNA from Mobula hypostoma (lesser devil ray), 7174 nucleotides. It is a transcript of the gene slc38a10, whose product is annotated as solute carrier family 38 member 10. The transcript has 16 exons. Gene Ontology annotation, biological process: amino acid transmembrane transport. Gene Ontology annotation, molecular function: L-amino acid transmembrane transporter activity. Lineage: Eukaryota; Metazoa; Chordata; Chondrichthyes; Myliobatiformes; Myliobatidae. The record is from RefSeq and is a predicted model, not a curated record. The coding region runs from base 930 to 4301 and encodes 1123 amino acids.
UCGGGACUUCCUGGAGACGGCGGGAAGGGGAGUGGAGCUGUCAGGCGAUUUGAACACGCGGAAACUCGCUGGGUUUGACGGCGAUAAGCGGGGACUGGAGCGUGUCAGUGGGCGUGGGCAGGGGGGCAGCUGGCGUUGAACGAGUGCGGAAGCGGCGCCUUUGAGAGCUGUCGGUGUGUUCCCCCGGGGGGCAGGAACAGGUGAAAACUGGCCCAGGUGGCAGGAGCGGCGGCGACAGCCGGUGUCACGGCAGAAACCGGGCAGGGCCAGGCCAGCGGAUUGUAAACAUAGAACCGAGGUUUCGCCACGUCACGGAAAGUCCUGCCAGCCGCUGCUCUCCACGUUCUUCCUGCGCCAGAUUUGCCUUUACGUUGCAUAUGUUUUCCCUUCUAAUUUGUUUUUUAAAAAAGUAACUUUGAUUUUUCUUUUGGCAUCCAGAUAUUGAGACGGUCUUAAAGAAUCUUUUCUGGGUGUAUAUUUCGAUUUUGCGAACAGCAUUACCUGUAAUCGAAUCUAGUAUUUAACACCUUAUUGAACCAGAAGACCACUUAAUUUUAAGUGUCGUAGAUCAAAGCUGUAGGCGUCGUUGCUACAGUGUCAGUGUUAUUCUAAGUGAGGAUUUUGGGUGGGGUACCAUCCUUUUUCUUUUAUGCUAAGCCCUUUUUUCCUUUUGAGACCACAGUUUUUGAGAACCUGUACUAUUUGCAACUAGUGCAGUUUAUAAUACAGGAGUCAAAAUUGGAACUUGGGGGAAAAUUAUAUUUAGUUUUUUUCCCCAAUAUGGACAUGACUUGAUAGGCAGCUCUUCCCCGUUGACAUUUACCGAUGGUCAACACUGAUAAUUUUCCCAGCAAAGUGAAAAGUAAUCCAAAACAAGUCAGUUUUUUCCCCCAGUUUUGAGGUACGUUACCUCCUCUAAAUAAUUAAACAUGACUGCUUCGAACUGGGGCCUCAUCAUGAACGUGGUGAACAGUAUCGUGGGAGUCAGUGUACUCACCAUGCCAUUCUGCUUUAAACAGUGUGGAAUUGCACUGGGUGUUGUGCUGCUCCUCUUCUGCUCCUGGAUGACUCACCAGUCCUGUAUGUUCCUGGUGAAGGCAGCAAAUACGAGCAAGCGGAGGACAUAUGCUGGUCUUGCUUUUCAUGCCUAUGGAAAAGCAGGCAAAAUGCUGGUUGAAACAAGCUUGAUUGGCUUGAUGUUGGGGACAUGCAUUGCUUUUUAUGUUGUUAUCGCUGAUUUAGGAUCAAAUUUCUUUGCUCAGUUGCUUGGACUUCAGGUAACGCAAGGAUUCCGUGUGUUCUUGCUGUUUGCUGUUUCUGUAUUUAUAGUGCUGCCAUUGAGUUUACAGAGGAAUAUGAUGGCUUCCAUCCAAUCCUUCAGUGCUAUGGCUUUAAUAUUCUACACGCUCUUCAUGUUUGUGAUUGUGCUGUCGUCAUUUAAACACGGUCUCUUCAGUGGUGAGUGGCUGAGAAGAGUUGGUUAUAUUCGCUGGGAUGGAAUAUUUCGAUGCAUUCCCAUCUAUGGCAUGUCAUUUGCCUGUCAAUCUCAAGUGUUGCCGACUUAUGACAGUUUGGAUGAACCAUCUGUGAAAAGAAUGAGUACUAUCUUCUCAUCAGCCCUCAAUGUUGUUAAUACAUUUUACAUGACUGUUGGAUCUUUUGGCUAUAUCAGCUAUACUGAUAAUAUUGCUGGGAAUGUUAUGAUGAACUUCCCCUCCAACAUAGUCACAGAGAUGAUUCGUGUAGGAUUUAUGAUGUCUGUUGCUGUGGGGUUUCCUAUGAUGAUUCUUCCUUGUAGACAAGCUCUGAACACUUUUCUCUUUGAACAAUUGCAGCAGAAAGACGGCACUUUUGCUGCAGGAGGUUACAUGCCACCUUUGCGGUUUAAGCUCAUUACAGCAGCGAUAGUGUUUGGCACAAUGUUGGGUGGAAUUCUCAUUCCUAAUGUGGAAACUAUCCUUGGAUUGACAGGUGCUACCAUGGGGAGUCUUAUCUGUUUUAUUUGUCCAGCCCUUAUCUACAGAAAAAUUCAGAAAGAUGGUUUCUCUGCACAGAUUAUUCUCUGGACUGGUCUCAUUAUUCUGGUGAUCAGCACAUUUUCCACUUUGUCUGCAACAAAUGACAAGCUUGUAACACCUGAAAAGCCACUUCAAGACAUUAACCCUGAGAAGUUACAAAAUGACAUUAAUGCACAGCAGAAAAUCUCAGCUCAAAACAUUGUGAUUAAGGAAGCGAACGAUGAUAGAGACCGUCCAAAAUUGGAGAAAAAUAUUGUAGAACAACCUCAGAUAAAGGUCCCAAUAGAGCCACAAGAAGAUAGGAACAACAAAGGCGAGGAAGUCCAGCUGGAUCGCCCUGAUCAAGGUGUUGCUCAUCCUGUUGGAGAGGCUCAUCGACACGAACCACCUAAUCCACACGAUGAGGUUAUUGUUGAUGAAGGUAUGGAUGGUGAUGAAUCGAACGAAAAGAAACUACCUAUGAUAAAAGCCGAGCAGGCAAAUGAUGUAAAGGAAGGUGCCAAAAUAAAUUCUAAAGAAAAGGAGACAAAAGAAUCAAAAGAGGAAGCAAAGAUUAAUCCUGGAGGAAAAGAACAAGGUGAAAAAAUUGGAAAUGGUAUCAAUAAUCCCAGAAAUGCACCAGAAGUUAAAUCAGAUCAGAAGGAGCAGCCAGCCAAGGUGGACGUGGAGAUGAAUGUGAAAGGUGUAGUGCCUCAAGUAGGUGUAGAAAAACACCCACAAAAGAUGGACAAUCAUGGCCAAGUUCCUGGAAACGAUGAUUCAGUGAUUCAUAAUCAAGGAGGAAUGGUAGAAAACAUGAACAACCAAGAAUUUAAAAAUGACAACAAGAAAGAUCUGCCAUCUUUGGAAAAAGUUGUUGCAGCUGGAGAGCCACAGCUACGCAUCAGAGAUGAGAGAGAUGGUGAAAAUGCAGUUGCCGAAGUAAAGCCAGAUGGAGAAAUAGCAGAGGGUGAAGGUAAACACAUGGACCAUGUAGCUUUACUGAAUGUGAUUAAAGAGCAGCAGGAACAGCAGAAGCGACUGUUGGACCAACAGGAGAAACUACUGGCUGUCAUUCAGGAACAGCACAAGGAGAUCCACCAGCAAAAAAAUGAUGAGGAGGACAAAGGACUGCAAGACAAUGAAAAACUUGCGAAAGAGAAAAUAGAUCAAGGGAGUGAAGAUCGGGUAAAACACGUCGAGGCUAUCAAUGAACAAAAGGCAGAGAAAUCUCAUGUAAUCAAUGCUGGUUUGAAGGGAGACGCCCCUAAAUUUGAUCAAAAUUUGCCGGCAGCUGAUCACAAAAUGGAUAAUGUUGACCCAAAGCUCAAAGCUCAGCACAGUGCCCUAGAAAAUCAGGAUCAGGUUCAUAAUUCUAAGCAGGAUGCGGAAAUUAACAAUGAAGCUCAUAAGGCUGCCCCAAAACUGAAAGAUGGAAUCAAAGAAAUUGACCGAAACAUUGGGGCCCCAGAACUACUGAAAAGAAAUGUUGGUGAAAAGAUGGUAGUUAAGAAUGAUGCUGGAGUUCCUGAAGCAGCAGCUAAAUCUGCCCAAGAGCAUGAAUUGAGAAAUCCAAACAUUCCCUUAGAAAAUGGGGUCAGAGCUCAACGGAAAGAAGCUGAAGCUGGGGAUCAAAAUCUGAAGAUCCCAGAUAAAGAUACAAGGUUCAAUGUUGAAGUAAAAUCAAAAAAUGAUGCUCAUGGCUUUGAAGUGAAAAUUGAGCCCAAUUCUUUAAUAGAAAAACCAGGGCAAGAUGAGAAGAAUGAAAAAGUGCAAGUUGAAGUUAAGAAUGUAUAUGAGAGAAAGGAUGAUCAUCCAGUUGGAAACAUGGAAGAUGGGAAGGACAAAAUUGAGCAUCCAGUGAAAGCAGCUAAAAUUCCAAAAAAUCCAGAAGAAAAUCUUAAUGUCAGAGCACAGGAAUUUGACAAAAUAAAAGUUGAAGAGGAUUCUUUGAAAAAUCACAAAAAAGCUUUAGAUGAUCAGAUGCAGCCAGACCCAAACAUUGUGCCACAACACAAGGAAAAGAAUCCAGGCCAUAAAAAUGGUGAACCGUUCAAAGACCUGAAAGUUGAUGGAGAUGGUGAUCUACGCAGAAAAAAGAGGGACCUGAGGUCACAAAUGGACGAAGGCCAUCAGGAUAAUGGAAAUAAACUGAUCAUCAACCUUGAUCCAGUGCCAAACUUUAAAACAGAUAAUCUCCGAGGUGCACUGGAAAACCAGCUGAAACAGGCAGCCGAAGGGUCAUUCCAGAUAGUUCAGAUUCGAAAGAUGAAACAAGUGAGCAGUACUGAAAGUGAUACAUGAUUUUUGUCUGUAGUCCAGAGAACUUAUUAGGGUUCAGACAAAAUAUUUCUUGGUUGGUAUACUAAGAUUCCUUUGUGUGCCACCUGCAGCUUAUAGUGUCCCAUCUGCAUUGUAUUGCGUGAGUGAAGUCAACGUACAACAAAUCACAAUAGGAUUUUAAGAAGCAUUUUAAAGUAAUUCAGAAAAAACAGCUAUUGGAAUUUGGUUCUCUGCUAAUUUGGAAUUGUAAACAAGGAGGUUAAUCAAUGAUUGCAUCUGGAUCAUUUGAUUAUUGGAAGGGAGUGGAUAAUUAAGGAAUUCUAAAAGUGUCUGAAUUAUAGAAAAAUUCAAGUCCUGUUGUUCUGUACAUCUAUUACUAGAAGCCACCAAAAAUGAGUAAAAAAUGUACUGUGCAGCUUAUUGGAAUUGUGACAACUAAAUGUACCAUUGAUUGUAUGAAGGCCGCUUCCAAAUCUUUGAAAUGCAACUAAACUACCCAAUUCCUAGUGUCUUCAGUUUCCUCUCAGGGACGGCAAGCUGGUUCAACGUAAACAGCAAGCUUUUCUUAUUGGAUGUUUCUAAAUGGAUAUUCAUUAGGGCAAUUGAUUGUAUAUUUUAAUAUAAAAUAAUUUGUGAUUAGUGCCUAUUUUUUUACAUGUGUGCACGAGAAAGUUACCAUCUAAACUCUGAGAUACAAAUUUUAUGGCUGAAAUAUCAAUAGUUGAUUUACGACCUUUCCUUUCCUGCUAAAAUAAACUAAUUCAGAUCACAUUUUAUGCUUUAAAAUGUGCUCGGUUCUCUAUUAAUCCAUUGUGCAUUGAAUUUUAUAAUUGCUACCCUAUCAUAACUUUGGCAUUCUGAAAAGCUGAUAAAUUAUUUUACAAGAGUUAUUUCCAGUGUUUUGAAUUAAUUGUGUGUUUUAUGGUGGGCGAAAGGUGCAAUAUUUAAUUGUAGCCUUUUUAUCUAACUCUCUCAGCACACCUGUAGGCAAGGUAUGUAGGUCAGCCUUUAUGCCCAGAAGGAGGAAAUGUAUAUUUUAAAUAAUAAUCCAGAAUAAGUUCCUGAACAAUGCAUUAUUUAUAUAAAGAAACACUUUUCUUUGUAUACUUUUCUGAAGAACUAACUUUUGAAAACUGAUUAUGUAAUUGUUCUCUGGCUGCCAAUUCUAUUUAGAAUUUAAGAACUGAGUUCUCAAUUCUUGACUAUUUUCCAUACACAACGGGCAUCAUCUCAAGGGUCAGUCAGCAUUGGAAUAUGAGAUGUCUGUAUUCACUCCAUAGAAUUGCCUUAAGACGAAGUAGAUACAGUACCAAGUUUCUUUUUUCUCAUGGGGCUAGGAGAUGGUAUCUAAAUAUUCAUAUUUUUGAUGUAAUUAUAUGAAUGCAAGCCUGGAAUUAUUUGCAUUGAAUUGGGUGGAUGAUUCAAAUAAUGCCAUGUUAGCACUACCAAUAAUUGUUCCCAUUUACAGGCUUUUCACGGAUGUAUUUUUUUUGUCUGAAUGUGUCUAAUUUAAAGAUCUAUGUUCAAAGUUAUAUAAACUCGGCACAUUUGUAAAUAAUAGUAUUAAAACAGAUGGUAUGAUAGAUUCUAUAUAGGGUUCAGAACAGUCAGUAAUUUUUUUCAAUUUCCAGAUCCUUGUUAGAAUAUCAGUUUUAUUUAUGGAAACUGAUCAGGGAAGAGAAGCAGGUUAUUUAUAAUGGCUGACAUUAAUGUGGCCUAAAUAUAAUUAUUUUUGCAAAUAUUUUUAAGCCACAAAAAUCUUCCAAUGACUUAACUUUCCAUUCUGUCAACAUAUGAUUGUUAGGUAAAUUUUUCUUAAACUAUUUAUUACUCAUUUAUUAAUUGCUGUCUUUCAUUACCAAUGCUACAAGGAAUCAAAGGUUAAAAUCAUCCAUGUCCCAUGAGUAAUGUUUCAUUUCCUAUGUGUCUUCAUUUGAUGCAUGAGUUUCUGUAUCCUUUUGCAACAUUAUAAUGCUGUAAAUGUUACAAUUUUUAUACAAAUAAUAUUCUGUUAGUUUAGUUAUACAUACUGCAACAUUUCAGAGAAAUGGAUGGUCUGUACUCAGACCUUGGAUAGUGUUCCUUAAGCUCCCUAUGGGAAACAAGCAGAAAUGAUUAUUGUCUUACCAUCUGAGUUCGUUGUUUCUUGUAGAUAAGUGCCUGAGUUCCACUUGUUGCCUUCUCUUGAGGUGCUGUUAGUCUAUGAACCAAUAUAUGGGAGGUGAAUACCAUACUACUUCCUGUAGCUCUUACCAAGUACAUUUUUCUUGCUGGAAAUAGUUGAAUCCAAUUUCCAAAUUUAAAUAUCAAUGUUUAUCACAUUUUCUACCUUGGUUGUUUUCAUCUGACUGCCGUCCAGAGUUAAAAAGAUGGCAAACACUGAGCUAGUUUUUUUAAAAAAAAAGCUAACGCUUUGGGUCAGUAUUUACUGUACAUUAACUGCAUCUGAGCUUCAUAAAGUUGAGAUGAAAGUGAAUUUUUCACAUUCCUCCUGGAAGUUAUUUACAUUGUAUCUAUCUUUCUGACAUUUUCAUCCAUUGCAGGUUUUAAAAUAUUACUUAUUGUGCUGUUAUUUAAUACUUCCCUAAUACUUGUGGUCAGAUCUUGUGUAAGCCUGUCAUCAUUUUGCUAAUGUUUGAAGUGCUAUUGCUCAGUUAAUUCAGGAUGUCCUUCAUCAGUUCACCUUUGCAUUUGAAAAAAGGAUGGAUUAAGUUUUAAGUGCAAAAAGCAACAUAAGUGAAAGUGAACUAAACCAUUGACAAGUCAGAAAAUUUCACUGAUGAGAGUCCAAGAUAACAUUCCAAAUGAAUAUUAACUACAGAUGGAGAAGGAAAUGGAACACACAGAUACAUUGUUGUAAUGUAAAUGGUUGGCUUAUCAAUAAAGUGCAAUUA